This is a messenger RNA of Colletotrichum truncatum, 1323 nucleotides long. RefSeq lists its product as uncharacterized. NCBI's taxonomy places the organism in Eukaryota, Fungi, Ascomycota, Sordariomycetes, Glomerellales, Glomerellaceae. The record is from RefSeq and is a predicted model, not a curated record.
AUGGAACCAAUUCCCGACGCAGUUGAAGCGCCUGGCUUACCAAGCCCAAACUCAACCUCUUCUUCUUUCGCUCCAUCUUACCAUCCAGUAGACCUGGCCCUUCACUCAUCCCAGCCAUCCUACUCGUCGCACGACGAGGACGAAUCUGACGACGGCAGUGGGGAUGUGUGCGAACAAGAUAACGGUGACGGCAACCUCCGCACCCAUCAGACUGCGGCCAUCCCUGCUUCAUCCGCCUCGCGGAAGAAACCCCCGACGCAUUGGACGACCCUAAAGGCUUGUGAAGGGUUUGACCUGCGCACAUGGGUUUCCGCAUCGGGAAGCGAGCAAAAGACAACAAUAGCAUCAACCUCAACGUCUUCAUCGCCCUUGUUCCCACUCUCCUCCACACCAGACUGCGCCUCCCGGCAUGCCACUUUCCAUCCCUUCCCGGAUUUGCCCUACGAGCUACGUUCUAAGAUCUGGCGCAUGCACCUCGAAUGGCCGCGCAUCGUUGUGAUACGCGGCGUCAUGGACUGCAGCUCCGGCGAAGAGGCUUCCGGUAAUGAGUUUGGCAAUGUCGCCUGCAACGCACACUGGUAUUGUGAAAAUAGGAGUCCCGUCCUCCUUCGUGUCUGCUCCGAAUCCCGCCGCGAGGCCUUGUCCUUUUUCAGGAUCCAUCUGCCCAUGCGGUCCCCCGAUCCUGACCGCCACGGCUUUCCGUACCUGAAUCAGCGAAACCCAGCGUGGGACCGGAUCUACAUCAACCCUGACUGGGAUCUUGUGCUGUACCAAGGAGCCAGCCGCUCAUUGACCAUGCCCAUCCUUGCCAGUGACCUGUUGGCGUACGAUCCCAAGGGAGAGGGCGUUGUUCACUACGGCUCCAAUGACUGGCCCCAGAGCAUCUGGCAGGUCAACCCGGAUCCCGGCUUCGGUAUGGCAACCCUGAAUGAGUCCAUGGCCUUCCUCAAAAGCUUCGUUCUUUGCACGAGAUCUACGUCAGACAUGGUCCGUCCGCUCGGCGAAGGCUACGUGCACGCCGUGACAGGUGAGGUCGGCCAGGCUGGCAUGCAGAUGGUCGACUGGGCGGCGCACUCGCGCAUGCUCAUGCGAACUCCAAGUAAUAGCAUGAUCCGUAAGGCUCUGGCCAUUGGAAAGAAUGUAGAGCGGUCAGUUGUCGACGACCUAGUUACCGUCGAGAUGACCACACGCAUCCGCAAUAUCCCCCUGUCCAACGCCCUCGCUUCAUCAACGACGGGCUGGGUGCUCCAGCUGGCAUGGCAGCCUCCAGACCGCAAAAUUUCCCAUGUCAUGCACAUAACCACGGGUCCGCUGGUGGUAUGA